Molecule: messenger RNA, 952 nt
Organism: Gamsiella multidivaricata
Lineage: Eukaryota; Fungi; Mortierellomycota; Mortierellomycetes; Mortierellales; Mortierellaceae
Exons: 2
Coding region: 135-818 (227 amino acids)
Source: RefSeq, a predicted model, not a curated record
UUUUUUUUUUUUUUUUUUUUUUUUUUUCGUUCAUGGACCCUUCAUCCCAAAAAUAGCAACGCAAGAUCUUCCUUGUUCAAUAGACCAGACAAAAGAAUCCUUGCGCACAGGAAGGAGUCCGAAAAUGAACAUGAAUGACAAGGACAUUGCAGUCUCCCCAUUCGAACAAGCCUCGUACGCUGGUGAUACUUGGCACAGCUCUCUCCUUACAGGAUGCCGACCAUGUGUACUCCGCUGUUGGCAAACUCACCAACUUCACAAAAAUAACGGAUUUCCCCCGGUUCGAUGAAGAUGAUGUGAACAAGGUGCUCUCGGAUCUGGUCGACAUGUCGGGCUGUGAUAUCCCGUCUGCCAAGUGUCGCAAGCUAUCAGGACGAGCCCGCUUUUCCAUUAAUAUCGUCAACCGCCUCGUCGCUACCGGCUUUAUCCAGGACUCCAAACAAGCUACUCUGGAUAACGCCAUUAACUACACGAUUGAGCAUGUGAUGAGUGGGCUUCGGAAUGGGAUACACACUAUUCUCGAGAGCGACAAAACAGGCGAGGCAGCUCGGCUUCUCUGUCGAAUGGUCUUGGCCUAUCAUCUCCAAGAUGUCAAAAUAUCGUUCUCGAGCCACCAGCAGUCCGACUUUGUGGACAAGGCCUUGUGCAGACUACGACCACAUCCUGACGGCAUUCACUUGAUCAUGGACGAGCCAAUGGUGGUUGAGGCGGUGCAGGAGGAGCUAAAGGCUUCGGAUAAGGAUCCCGAGUUCUCGGAGUACCUGGAUCAAUUUUUUUUCAUAGUUAAAUUAAUCAAUAAGGAAAGGAUGCAUGAAUGAAAGAGUAGCCCAUGCUAGUAUUCCAUUUCAGAUCGUAGUCGAUGCCCAUGGUCCAUGAACAGAGGGCGAACAGAAUACUUCCCAAUCUACCCUCACGCGGACAAUAUCAUAAUACGCAGAAGUAUUGAACAGGC